Trematomus bernacchii (emerald rockcod) is the source of this 2366-nucleotide messenger RNA. It is a transcript of the gene krt8, whose product is annotated as keratin 8. The record is from RefSeq and is a predicted model, not a curated record. The coding region runs from base 127 to 1752 and encodes 541 amino acids. Lineage: Eukaryota; Metazoa; Chordata; Actinopteri; Perciformes; Nototheniidae. Gene Ontology annotation, biological process: keratinization; intermediate filament organization. The transcript has 8 exons. Gene Ontology annotation, cellular component: keratin filament. Gene Ontology annotation, molecular function: structural constituent of skin epidermis.
UUCUCUUUUCUAUCCACUCUGGUCUCUCCCCUCUGCCUGCCUGCCUGCCUCACCAACCGAGCCAUUUGGUCUGACCUUCCCAGACUUACUUCAUCCAGAAGAGAAAAAAAGCCUCCAGCUUUCAGAAUGAGCUCCUUCAAGAAAAGCUCUUACAGCGUGAGAAGUUCCAACGCCCCAAGGAGCUUCAGCAGCAUGUCCUACUCUGGACCGAGCGCAGGCAGCCGCAGCAGCAGCAGCUACAGUGUCAAGAAUUCCUAUGGAGGAGGCAACAGGAACUUUGGAGGCAUCACCAGCUCCUCUGCCUAUGGCCUGAACUCAAGCAUGGGUGGCGGAAGCAUGGGAGUGAGUGGAGGCAUGGGAAUGAGUGGAGGCAUGGGAAUGGGAAUGGGUCAUGGACCUAUCACCGCCGUCACUGUGAACAGGAGCCUGCUGGCCCCCCUGAACCUUGAGAUUGACCCCACAAUCCAUGGUGUCCGAACCCAGGAGAAGGAGCAGAUCAAGACCCUCAACAACCGCUUUGCUUCCUUCAUUGACAAGGUCCGCUUCCUGGAGCAGCAGAACAAAAUGCUGGAGACCAAGUGGAACCUGUUGCAGGGACAGACCACCACCCGCUCCAACAUCGACGCCAUGUUCGAGGCCUACAUCUCCAACCUGCGCAGACAGCUCGACGGGCUCGGCAACGACAAGAUGAAGCUGGAGGCCGACCUGCACAACAUGCAGGGCCUGGUGGAGGACUUCAAGAACAAGUAUGAAGAUGAGAUCAACAGGCGCACAGAGUGUGAGAAUGACUUUGUUCUCAUCAAGAAGGAUGUUGAUGAGGCCUACAUGAAUAAGGUUGAGCUGGAGGCCAAGCUGGAGAGUCUGACAGAUGAGAUCAACUUCCUUAGGUCCAUCUAUGAAGAGGAACUUCAUGAGCUCCAGAGCCAGAUCAAGGACACUUCCGUCGUUGUGGAGAUGGACAACAGCCGCAACCUGGACAUGGACUCCAUUGUUGCUGAAGUCAAGGCUCAGUAUGAAGACAUCGCCAACCGCAGCCGUGCUGAGGCAGAGACAUGGUACAAGUCCAAGUAUGACGAGAUGCAGACCUCCGCCAGCAGUUACGGAGAAGACCUGAGAAGCACCAAGACAGAAAUCUCAGACCUCAACCGCAUGAUCCAGAGACUGACAUCAGAGAUUGAUGCCGUCAAGGGACAGCGUGCCAACCUGGAGGCCCAGAUCGCUGAGGCUGAGGAGCGCGGUGAGAUGGCAGUGAAGGACGCCAAGCUCCGCAUCAGGGACCUUGAGGAUGCCCUGCAGAGAGCCAAACAGGACAUGGCCCGCCAGAUCAGAGAAUACCAGGACCUGAUGAACGUCAAGCUGGCCCUGGACAUUGAGAUUGCCACCUACAGGAAACUUCUGGAGGGAGAGGAGGACAGGCUGGUCAACGGCAUCCAGUCAGUCAACAUUUCCCAACAGAGCUCAAGCUACAGUGGUUUCCCCAGCAAUAAGAGCGGCUACUCAAGCGGCUACUCCAGUGGUUACAGCGGUGGAUACGGAGGCGGAUAUGGCAGCAGUAGCAUGGGCAGCAGUAACAUGGGCAGCAGUAACAUGGGCAGCAGUAACAUGGGCAGCAGUAGCAUGCGCGACUUCAGCAGCGGAAGCAGCGGCGGCGGUUACACUACGACCCAGAGCAAGAAGAACGUUGUUAUCAAGAUGAUCGAGACCAAGGAUGGCAGAGUGGUGUCCGAGUCCUCUGAGGUCAUUGAAGAUUGAGCUGUCUAGUUCAAAGGUGUAGCUACCUGUCUGCUAUGAUCUCCUCGGCCAUCUGCUGGUAGUUUUAUACUUACACUUCACUCCCCCUGUACCCCCCAAAUAUGAAGUAAAAUGCUUGCCAGCAAUUUUCCAAUAGUGCCUUAACAUGUUCCUCAUGAAGCAAUAAAUGAUCCUAACACUAUGAAGCAUCUGAAAGGGACCAAAGAAUCUAUUUUGUAUGUCUGACUGUCUGAACUAAAAAAAAAUGUAGUUUUGUCUCACAAAGUGGGAUAAAAAAUGGGCAAAUUGCAACUAUGAAAAAAGAAGAUACAAUCUAAAACACUCCUUUGAAAUCUAUGCAACAGCUAUUCCAUUCAUGAAGGGCUGUAUCUUUCAAAACGGUGUUGGAUAGACAGUGGUAUUGUCAAAGGAAUGCGAAUGUACUGAAACAGUGCUUGAGCGUUGUUGGUCAAACUAAUGUCUUAAAUUGCCUGCUGCAGUAGUGCAUGUCUUCCCUGUGCGCUUCCUGUAACUGAAACCUAUCGACCCCUUAGGAGGCUGCCCACACCAUACUGUUGUCUCUAGGUGCUGUUUUUGCUACCAAACCAAAUAAAAUGUGUUUACUGAAAGAAAAA